Messenger RNA from Manihot esculenta (cassava), 3141 nucleotides. RefSeq names its product ATP-dependent DNA helicase DDX11. The record is from RefSeq and is a predicted model, not a curated record. NCBI's taxonomy places the organism in Eukaryota, Viridiplantae, Streptophyta, Magnoliopsida, Malpighiales, Euphorbiaceae. Gene Ontology annotation, cellular component: nucleus. Gene Ontology annotation, biological process: nucleobase-containing compound metabolic process; establishment of sister chromatid cohesion. Bases 181 to 2925 code for a protein of 914 amino acids. Gene Ontology annotation, molecular function: DNA binding; DNA helicase activity; ATP binding. The transcript has 9 exons.
GGAUGGGAACAUAAAACUCACUGCAACCAAACGGGCGCCACAAGGAACACAAAAACCCGCUGUAACUCGGUUCUCGCGGGAAAAUCAAAAUCCUAUGCAGCUCAAAAUUCAGUCUGUGAGCCUCGUUGAUUGAUUUAUUCUACUGAAGAAAUCAGUAGAACCAAAUCAAUAAGCAGAAGAAUGUCGAUGAAAGAGAUGGAAAACGAAGAAAAUGAGCCAAAAUUUCCAGGAUUUCCAUACAAGCCCUACUUGAUCCAGAUGGAUUUCAUGAAGGCACUUUAUCGAUCUUUGGAUAAAGGUGGCGUUUCCAUGCUUGAAAGCCCUACAGGGACUGGGAAAACUCUGAGUAUCAUAUGCAGUUCUUUGCAAUGGGUUUAUGAUCAGAGGCAAAAGCAGAAGGACAGAGCAAAAGCUGAAUCUGAUAGGAAUCAAAGUGAUCAUGGUGAAAUUGGCUCAGAUGAUGAACCUGAUUGGAUGAGAAACUUUGUUGCUAACACAGAAGUCCGAAAACAGGAGAAGAAGGUCAAGAAGAAAUUUGGGUUAGGAAAAUCAUGCGAGAGAAAGAAUCAGGAUCCAGAAGUUAUUCCGCGUGUAUUGGAAGAGGAGGAUUGUCAUUUGAAAAAAGAUGGGGUGGAUUUGAAUGAUGAGGAGUUUUUGUUGGAUGAAUAUGAAAGUGAUGAUGAAGUUAGUAUUGGCAGUGGGAAAUCAAAGAGGAAGGUUGGAGGGUGUUUAGCUAGUUCGUCGAGUGAUGAGGAAGGGGAAAAUGAUGCGUCUGAUGAGGAGGAGGAAAAGGAUUUGAAGAUUUAUUUUUGCAGUCGGACGCAUUCGCAGCUCUCCCAGUUCAUUAAGGAGUUGAGAAAGACGAGAUUUACCAAUGAAAUAACAGUUGUUUGUUUGGGAUCUAGGAAGAAUUUCUGCAUUAAUGAAGAUGUUCUAAAACUUGGAAAUGUCACUCGCAUUAAUGAACGAUGCUUGGAGCUUCAAAAGAGCAGAAAAAAUGUAGUCUCCAAAAUUAAGAAUAUAGGUGCAAAUGGAAGAACACGUCGAACUAAGGCUUCUUCUGGAUGCCCAAUGCUUAGAAAACAUAAGCUGCAGAGGCAAUAUAGAGAUGAGGUUUCUCAGCUAGGAGCACUGGACAUUGAAGAUCUUGUUCAACUUGGAAGAGGCAUGGGAACUUGUCCAUAUUAUGGCUCCCGAAGUUUGGUCCCGGUAGCUGAUCUUGUGGUUCUCCCAUAUCAAUCUCUUCUAUCAAAAUCAUCACGUGAAUUUCUUGGACUGAACUUGAAGAAAAGCAUUGUUAUAAUAGACGAGGCACAUAAUCUCGCUGACUCCUUGAUUAGCAUGCAUGAUGCAAAAAUUACACUUUCAGAGUUGGAUCAUGUGCAUUCACUCAUAGAAAAGUACCUUGCAAGAUUUUACAAUCUCUUGGGACCUGGCAAUCGAAGAUAUAUCCAAACUCUGAUGGUUGUUACUCGAGCUUUACGCCAGACUCUAUGUAGUGAAAUGGAUUUGAGCCGUGGAAAUACUUUCCAAGUUGAAGAAAAAGCAGCUGAAGUGAAGCCUGUCCUUGAUAUUUCUAUGGCCAUUAAUGAUUUUCUAUUUUCCCUCAAUAUAGACAACAUUAAUUUGGUCAAAUUGCUCCAGUAUAUAAAAGAAAGCAACUUUAUCCACAAGGUAAGUAAUUAUGGAGAAAAAGUGACUAGCUUGCAGAAAGACCCAGUUCUGAAUGGUAGUGGAGCAUGUGGUGAGGAGCGGAGCUCUCUGUCUAGUUUCCGGGCCUUAGUUGAUAUGUUGGUAUCACUAACCAAUACUGAUGGUGAUGGACGCAUAAUAAUAUCAAAAUCAAGGUCAGCAUGCUCUGGAAGACAAGGAGGAUUCCUCAAGUACGUUAUGCUCACUGGGGAGAAGAUUUUUUCAGAGAUUGUGAAUCAAGCACAUGCAAUUAUACUGGCAGGAGGAACCCUUCAACCUGUAGAAGAGACAAGGGAGAGACUCUUCCCUUGGUUACCACAAAGUCAGCUUCAUUUCUUUUCAUGUAGUCAUAUUGUCCCUCCUGAGAGUAUUUUGCCGAUUGCAGUUUCCCGUGGACCUUGUGGUCAAUUGUUUGAUUUCAGCUACAGCUCUAGAAGCUCACUAAAGAUGAUAGAGGAGCUAGGUCUUUUGCUUUGCAAUCUAGUGGCUGUUGUUCCUGAAGGAAUUGUUGUGUUCUUCUCCUCAUUUGAAUAUGAAGGAAAGGUCUAUGAUGCAUGGAAGACAUCAGGCAUUCUUGAAAGGAUUAUGAAAAGAAAGCGCAUCUUCAGAGAGCCUAGAAGAAAUCCUGAUGUGGAACGCGUUCUCAAGGAAUACAAGGAAACAAUUGAUGGAUUAUCUACUCACGCAAAAGAUGUAGCACCUCACAAUGGUGCAAUACUCCUAGCUGUAGUUGGUGGAAAGAUAUCGGAAGGCAUUAACUUCAGUGAUGGGAUGGGUCGAUGCAUAGUUAUGGUUGGAGUGCCUUACCCAAGCCCAUCUGACGUUGAGUUGAUAGAGAGGGUCAAGUAUAUCGAAAGUUUGGGAGAACCAAAUCCUGUGGAAACCCGCAAAACUUCAGUCAGUGAUGAAUAUUUCAAUGGGGAUGUUCAGGCUGCAUUCAGCAUCCUAAGGAGUUGCAAGCGAAGAGGACAAGAAUAUUAUGAAAAUCUCUGCAUGAAAGCUGUAAAUCAAUCAAUUGGUAGAGCAAUACGGCACAUAAAGGAUUAUGCAGCAAUUUUGUUGGUUGACACGCGUUAUGCAUCUGAUUCCUCAAGAAGAAGCUUCUCUCAUCAAACGAACAAGCUUCCACAGUGGAUUAAAGAUCGUCUUGUUCCCUCAACCAAUAACUAUGGUGAAGUCCACAGGCUACUGCAUCAGUUUUUUAAAUUCAACAAGAAGAGAGAAUUACAAUAAAUGUACCAUUGAAAUUUUUAAUGACAUUAAAGGAAUAAGACAUUAUAGAGGCCAUUGUUGAUCUCAUCAAAAUGGUUUCCUACAAGUGAGUUGGAAAUGGUACCUCAGCCAGUUUUGCAAAAGAAUGUAGCUGCGGUAGGCCAAGGCAAUUUCUUGGUUUAUAUUGUAUGAUACAUAUUCAUAAGCUAUAAAAAGUGGUAUAUCUAAUCUACUGAC